UCCUGUGUGCUUUCUGUUGCUCUAAGCAACAGGCUAAACGGAGUGAGAUUGACAUAGACCACCUGAGACAAUGUCUCACAAAACAGGAGCAGAGACAGUCAGCGCCCUAGAAAAACAAAGGGCAAAAAGCCACAAUGUGGUAAAAAAUAAAGGUGAGGAAGAGCAUGGCGACAGUAGCAGAACAGGAGGAGGACACGAAGGCAGAAAGGCAUCUCUGCAAGCAGACAGACCUGACAGAACAAGCCCACAGGCUGGGCAUGAUGAAGGCCAUCAUUCUGUUGGGAGAGGACACCACAGGGGCAAAAGAGUCAGUGAUGCACAAAGCAUUACAACAAAGACAUACUCUCCUUUCCUCAAUGCACUCUUCAGCAAGGAAAGAGAGCUAGCACCAGAGGAGAUGGAUGAGCUGCAUGCUGCAUUUGUGGAGUUUGAUGCAGAUCAAGAUGGGUAUAUAGGAUAUAAGGAGUUGGGUGAAUGUAUGAGGACUAUGGGAUACAUGCCAACAGAAAUGGAGCUGAUUGAGAUCUCUCAACACAUUAAGAUGAGAAUGGGGGGACGUAUAGAUUUUGAAGAUUUUGUGGAACUCAUUGGCCCAAAGAUGUUGGCAGAAACAGAAAAUAUGGUUGGAGUAAGAGAGCUUAAAAUUGCCUUCAAAGAGUUCGAUGUGAAUGGAGAUGGUCAUAUUAGUGGUUUAGAGCUUCAUGAUGCUGCUCAGAGCUUCUUGGGAGAACCGCUGAACUCCAGUGAAGUCCAGGAAAUGAUUCAUGAUGUAGAUCUCAAUGGGGAUGGCAGAGUUGACUUUGACGAGUUUGUCAUGAUGCUGUCUUCAAGAUAAGUUCAACGACACACAUCUGAGUGAUUCCUUUUAAAACUUCAUAGAUCAAAUUGUCGUGCCAUCUGAAAGUCAAGGAAUGUGUGGAAUCUGAAAGUCAAGGACAUUGCUUUGUAUUACCUUUAUUUUUGAAGUACAUAAGUCAUAUUAGUAUAAUGUACCUUUAUGUUUUAAAGGAAAAUUGAAUCGUUUUGGAUCGCUCACAUUUAUAACUAUGCAUAAAAUUAUUUGUAAUAACAGCUAAUUAGCUAUAACAUUAAUAUAGCUUGGUCAACAUGAAAUUUGUGCAAUUAUUUCGUACCACCUGUAACCUAGAGUAACCAAUGGGAAAAACUGAGGUGGCAAAGAAAUUGUAGUGUAAAAAGUAGGGCAUGAUUCCAACAACGUUUUUUGGCAGACAUUUACAGAUUCCCACAAACAUGCAGGAGUAAAAUAAAAGUAAAUAUUUAUUCAAACAUGAGUAGCAUACAUGAUAGCUUUAUGUAUUUUGUAACAAAGCACUUACUCAUAGACUAGUUACACAAUACAAUGUUCAUACAAUAUAUACCCAUACUAUAUCAAUAGGCAUGGUUAAGGCAAUCAACCACUGACCGACCAUUCUGAGUGUUCUUAAUAAUUUUUACUAAGAGCUCUCAUAAAGGGGAAAAAUAAAGAAUAGACAUCCAUAAGCUAACAUCAUUACUUACAUGAUCUAAACAAAAGUAAGAUCUAAACAAAAAUAUGAUAUCAUACUUGCAUUUACUGGAGUCUCACCAUAGGUUUAAGUAUUUAAGAGGCAUACUUUAUUGGUAAACAAUCAUAGCCAUUUACUAGACAAUAUAAGUUAAAAACAAUUAAAAACAUCCAGUAGACACUAGACUCUCACCAAAUUCCCUCUUAGCAUAAUACAUUUGUAUUAGUAUAUUUGCAGCACCAGUCUUUCAGUACACUCAUACCGCACUUACAGCUUAUACACGUACAAGUAUGGGACCUGUUUUCUGGAUAACGGGUCUUUCUGUAAUUUGCAUCUUUGUACCUUAAGUCUACCAGAAAAUCAUGUAAACACUAAUUAAACUCAAUACGCUUGUUUUGCUUACAAUAAGGAUUAAUUAUAUUGUAGUUUGACUCAAGUACAAGGUAUUGUUUAUUAUUGCAGAGAAAAAUUUUAUUGUUUUAUCCAAAUAAUACAAAUGUUUAAAAACUAAGUCUAUGGGAGAUGGCCUUUUCAUAAUUCAAAGGUUUGUGGAUAAUGGGGUUCUGUUUUAAUAACUCCUAUAUCAAAUAUAACAUUAUCAAAAUGAGUGGUAGGUUUAUGUUUGAACACAAUUUUUAAAUGAAUGUUAGUGGGAAACGCAGAUGAUUAAUCUCCUCUUUUUCUAUCCACAGUAUCCAGGCACUUAAGAAGGUUUAGAUAUAUUGCAACAUGAUCUCCUACAUCAGACAGUAUUCAAAUGAGCCAUGUUCAGUGCAGUGAUCAGUAAUACUAGCCUAUUUAAAUGCAAACUCAAUACAUGUUGGUUAAACUGCUACACUGAGUCCCAUAGUGCUGCUGCUCUCAUAAAGGUGGGUGCUAAAGUGGUGGAGUGCUGGCAGAAAAACCUGACACUUGUUUUGUGCUGCAAUAGAGUUUCUACUUUUGAUAACAAAAGCCUUCAAUUGUCAUAUUGUUCAUAAUAACAGUAGACAUCAAAGUCUGACUUAAGUCCUAGAGGUUGUCUAGUUCUAAAAAUAAAGAGAUUUAACCACUUUUUUUAUUGAAGAGAAAAAAAGUUUGCCACCCCUACAUCCAGGCAUUAUUCUCUAAUGCCUGAAUGUCGGGGCUAUCUCUAUUCUCUACUAAAUAAAAAAAAAGAGUUUAAAUGAUUGAUUGCCUUAACCAUGCCCAGUGAUAUAGUAUGGGUAUUGUGCAAACAUAAUACUGUGUAACUAGUGAACAGAGUAAGAGAUUUAUCAUAAAACGUAUAGGGAUUCACAAUAUUUGAAUAAAGAUUUAUGAUUAUUUUACUCUGUGAGUGUCUGCUGAAAAAAAUUGUUGCUAUUUCCUCCUAAAGCUGCAGAGUAAAUGCAUGUGUUCCAGCUUUAUUCUAAGAGUGCACACUAUAAAAAUUGUCCUCAGUCUUUUUUUAAACAUCCUUUUCUUAAAAGCCAACACAUUAUACAGCUUUAUAAUUUCCUGUGAAAACGAUCUCAUUGUUAGAUUGUUCUUACUAUAUUAUUGUUAUAUUUGUUGUGUUCUUUCAACAUAGCUUUAUAAAUAUGUACAUUAGAGAAAAGAAUGUGCUGAUUACAGUGAAUCCGAUUAAUUACAGAAUAGGAUACAGUAUGUUGUUUUUGUUCCAAUUUAAAAAAAACUAAGCAAAUUCCUUAUUCUGAAUAAAUUAUAUGAAAGCUGA
This is a messenger RNA of Xenopus laevis (African clawed frog), 3204 nucleotides long. It is a transcript of the gene cabp4.L, whose product is annotated as calcium binding protein 4 L homeolog. The record is from RefSeq and is a predicted model, not a curated record. The transcript has 6 exons. Lineage: Eukaryota; Metazoa; Chordata; Amphibia; Anura; Pipidae. Bases 71 to 835 code for a protein of 254 amino acids.